UUCUUUACUUAAAUAUUUAUUUAUUCUUUCUUACUAUGUUUAUAGUAAGUUGUAAUAUUCUAAAGCCAAUGCCAGUACUUCAUCUUAAUUCGUUUAAUUUAAUAUUAGAUACCAAUAAAUUACUUUUUGUUUUAAACAUGUGCUAUUUCUAUUUAUUUAAAAGAAAGUGUGUUUUCUCGAACUUGUUUCUUACAAAUGUAUUUGUGCAACUCUUAUUCCCAUUCGAUUCACACUGAAACUAAAUUUGUAUGUAGAGGCUAUAAGAAUUGUUGUUAUAGAGAUUUAUCCAUAUUCUAACUUUAUGAAAUUAUUAACAUUAAACAACCUUAAGCGAAAUAAAACUGACUCAUUUCAAUAAGAAGAACAGCAGAACAAAUAAAAACUAGAAACCACGUGAUUAAUAUUUGCUUUUUGUGUCCUAGCUGGGUACCAGACCUAAAAUUCUAGCGCAAAAUCUUAGUGACGGGAGAUAACUCAUGUAUCGCAUCGGUAUUUUCCGUGAGCACAAGGUGUGAGGAUACAAUGCUACGCGGCGAUUUAAUCCAAGUUUAUAUCAGCAACAUCAUUCUGGUCAAGUCAAGUCAAGUCGUUCUGCAGAGAAGAAUAUAAUAAUGGACGACCAAAUUACUACAGUCAGAAGGGCCAUUUAUGACCGGAUCAUUAAUGUGGCUAACAAUCUUGAAAACGACAGACUGGGCAAUUAUGAGGUUGAAUUAGAUAGCAUUCUGACUUAUCUAACACAAGUGUCAUAUCAUGAAGAUGUAAAUCAUGUAAUACAACUCUGCCUGAAUGCCUUAGAAUUGCUGAUGAAUGUAAAUGACAUCAAUACCGCCAGCUCAUCGCAAUUACCUGUUGAACAGUUGAUAACUAUCAGUCCAGGUGGAAGGGGCAGACCAUUCAUUCAUAUUUCAGUUGAAGUUCUUGAAUUCUUCAUAGAAAAUGGAUUCACAAUAAAGAAUAUGUCUUCAUUGCUGUCAGUAAGUGAAAAAACAAUAAAAAAUCGAAUGAGUGAAUUUGGACUUUCAGUACGCCAAACAUACACUAAAUUAAGUGAUGAGGAAUUAAUGGCAUUUGUAAGGAGAAAGAUAAAUGAAUUCCCUUCUAUUGGGUACCGGAGUAUGAGGGGUCAUCUAUGGGCAGAUGGAAUAAAAGUGACAGAAACACGUGUCCGCAGCAUCAUGAAAGCUGUGGACCCUCUUGGUGUUCUUGUGAGAAACGCUCUGUGUUCAACAUACAGAAUAAGACGCAGGGCCUAUUCUGUACGAGUCCCAAAAGCCUUAUGGCAUGUGGAUUCAAACCACAAGCUGAUACGGUGGCGAUUUAUAUUUCAUGGAGGCAUUGAUGGAUAUUCUCGACUGCCGGUGUACAUUAUGGUGGCAUCAGACAACACCGCAGAGACUGCAUACACUGCAUUUCGGUCUGGAACAGACAAGUACGGUAUUCCGGAGAGAGUAAGAACAGAUAAAGGGAUGGAGAAUAUAAGGAUAGCCGAGUUCAUGUUAGAGUUAGAGAAACAUGGUUUGAAUUCCGGAUCACACAUCACUGGUAGAAGUGUACAUAAUCAAAGGAUUGAACGGUUUUGGCGCGAGCUAUGGGAUGGCUGCACCAAAACAUACUAUGAGUUCUUCUCAAGGAUGGAAGAUGACGGACUACUGGAUGUUGACAACGAAGUUCAUCUUCUGGUGUUGCAUGUUGUAUUCUUGAGGAGAAUGCAAUCAUCUAUUGAUCAGUUUGUUGAUGCAGUUUCCAGACGUCCACUGCGAACUGAACACAACAGAACACCACUGCAGCUGUGGAUAUCUGGGCAGCUUGAAGACAGAAACCACCAUGAGAAUUUAUCUGCUGAAGAUCUUGAACUCUAUGGAGUUGAUUUUGACUGCAAUGAACCAGUGUGUGACAAUCCUGAUAUUGUGGUGCAUCCCCUGUUGGAGCUAAAUCCAGAUCUCAUAACUGACAUCAGAAGAAUGGCUGACAGAACUAUUGAAUCACCAUUUGAAGUUCAGACAUUCAUAGACAUUUUAACAUAUCUUUCCAACUCCAUUCAAUGACUUGUUAUGCUCCCCGAGAAGUUUCUGGGAAGCAUGUAGGCCCUGCGUUGUCACGUUUGCACGUGUCUGAAACUCAUGUAAGGACCAUAACUUCAUUGUAAACUGUUUUUGAAAUUACUAUGUACAACUGUUCACCGUGAUGAGAUGAUGCGUCUUGUGAUAGACCCAGCUCUUUAGUCCAAAGGUCAUACUUAGAGGUCAAAUGCUAAAAAGAAAAUUUAUUCAUCAGGUCCAGUUCACAACAGUCGAGGGCUUAGUGCAAUACUGUUCCAACUGCCUUCUUUAUUCAUAUACAGUUAGAACAGUAUUGCGUUAUUUGUAAAGGGAUUAUGAAACAACUUGGCACAAAUGUUUACCAUGAUGAGACGAUUAUACAUGGAGGUCAAACACUAUAAAUGUGGUUUAUUGUUCGUGUCUGGUUCAUAAUUUCACUUUUAUGCCCCCGGCAUAUAGCAGUUGCAUUGUCCGGAACGUCUGUCUCACUUUCUUCUCCGCCAUAACUUCUCAAUUCCUUGAUGAAAUUGCUUGCACAAUUAUUUACCUUUACAAGAUGAUGUGUCGUGUGAAGACUCAAGUUUGUACCUCCAAGGUCAAGGUAAAAUUUUAGGUCAAAGCGGAAUGUUGCAGGGACAUCCAUGUCACUAACACAUCUUGUUUGUAAUGGGAAUUUGAAAUAACUUGGCACAAGAGUUUUUCGUGAUGAUUUGUUGCGUAAUAAACCCAGGUCCAUAGACCCAAGGUCAAACUCAUCUGCCUAUAUACACUUAUCUUUAAGACAAAGCGCAAACUCGAGAAGCAUCCACUGGCUAUUCCAACUCUUGUUUUUCAGUAUACAUGUAUGUUAUUUAUAUUAGGACAUAACACAAGCAUGCACAUAGCAGUUGAUGUUUAAAUAUGCCAAUAUUAAUCUGAUGUAAUGUAUUAGGUGUUCCCUGUAUCAAUUUGCUGCACAAGCAUAUCUUGAUACAACUUAUUUAAGCUACAUUGAUGAAACUCGAAAUGUUAAUAAAUGGCCAUGUAUGCAUUA
Mya arenaria is the source of this 3075-nucleotide messenger RNA. RefSeq lists its product as uncharacterized. Gene Ontology annotation, molecular function: nucleic acid binding. Gene Ontology annotation, biological process: DNA integration. The record is from RefSeq and is a predicted model, not a curated record. The transcript has 5 exons. Bases 612 to 2048 code for a protein of 478 amino acids. Lineage: Eukaryota; Metazoa; Mollusca; Bivalvia; Myida; Myidae.